This is a messenger RNA of Exophiala oligosperma, 1230 nucleotides long. RefSeq lists its product as uncharacterized. The transcript is spliced from 2 exons. NCBI's taxonomy places the organism in Eukaryota, Fungi, Ascomycota, Eurotiomycetes, Chaetothyriales, Herpotrichiellaceae. Gene Ontology annotation, biological process: fatty acid alpha-oxidation. Bases 1 to 1230 code for a protein of 409 amino acids. Gene Ontology annotation, molecular function: phytanoyl-CoA dioxygenase activity. The record is from RefSeq and is a predicted model, not a curated record.
AUGGGAGACACGACACCGCUUUCAAAUAACCGAGACGGCGAUACGCAUACCGACGGCAUCAACGGGGCACGACGCAUUCCAAGAAGACUCUACUCUCUCAAUCAACCACCUUCACUCGAACAUUUCAAACAACUCUGUGUCCAAAACACCGAUGCGACUCUCUAUCCGCACGCAAAAUCCGUAAUAUCAAACGUCCCAAUCUAUGACAUUACUUCUUUACCAACCCACGCAGAGAUUGAUGAGAUCCAAGACGAAUGGCACCAUAUUCUCCUUUCAGGUCCCGGAGUUUUUGUCAUCCGCAACUUCGUCCGCGAUGCCGCAUUACUACAGCGCAUCAACGCAGCUUUCACAGAAAUCAUCGACUUCGAAUCUCGGUCCUCUUCAAAGGGAGACCAUUUUGCCGCUUCUGGUAACAAUGCACGUAUCUGGAACUCUUUCCAAAAGCACGCCGAACACCACCCACCCAGCUUUGUACGCUACUACUCGAACCCUUGGCUACGUCGAGUCUGUGAAAGUUGGCUGGGACCAUCCUACCAAGUCACGGCGCAGGUCAACCUGGUCAGACCGGGCGGGAAACCUCAAGUCAGCCACCGAGAUUACCAUCUGGGGUUUCAAACGGCCGAGUCGUGCUCUCGAUACCCAAAAGUCACUCAGGUGGCGAGUCAGUACCUCACGUUGCAAGGGGCCGUGGCGCACUCGGACAUGCCUCUCGAGAGUGGGCCGACGCGGUUUCUGCCAUUUUCCCAGCAAUUCGACCAAGGUUUCAUGGCGUACCGCCUCGGAGAGUUCAUCGACUACUUUGACCAAAACUGGGUCAGUGUGGAUUUGAAGAUGGGCGACGCCGUUUUUUUCAACCCGGCGCUGUUCCAUGCCGCAGGAGAGAACCGCACAACAAAUGUCGAGAGAAGCGCCAACCUCUUACAGAUCAGCAGCGCGUUCGGGAGGACCAUGGAGAGCAUCGACACGGCCACCAUCAUCGACAAAUGCUGGGAUGAUGUGCAGAAAUUGUGUGAGCAAGGCAGCACCACGCAAGAUGAGAUAGAUUCCCUCUUGGCCGCCAUCGGUGAGGGAUACCCUUUUCCGACCAAUCUCGACCGCCGUCCACCGGCACCCGGAGGGAUGGCACCCGAAAGUGAGGUGGACAUUCUUCAUCGGGCAUUGAACCAAGGGUGGAACAAGGAAGAGGUAUCAUCAGCCAUCACGACCCUGGAGAAUGCUACAAGCCUGUAG